Messenger RNA from Mytilinidion resinicola, 1347 nucleotides. RefSeq lists its product as uncharacterized. The record is from RefSeq and is a predicted model, not a curated record. The transcript is spliced from 4 exons. NCBI's taxonomy places the organism in Eukaryota, Fungi, Ascomycota, Dothideomycetes, Mytilinidiales, Mytilinidiaceae. The coding region runs from base 1 to 1347 and encodes 448 amino acids.
AUGGUGUACAACAUUACCUACCGUCGACCUUCGUUCGUUCCGUCUUCCCGCGACUCGUUGUCUGGCAACGAGAAACGGGGUUCGAUUGAUGGCUCCGUAACGUCUGGAAGUUCUGGCAUGUCGCAUGGCAUUCCUGACGCCCUUUCGUUUGAUAGAAUCAUCGCUGGAGGGGUCUGCCCUCCCUGUACAGUCCGCGAUUUCAUGAACUAUCUCAAGUAUAUCGAGCUGUCUGCUGAGAACCUCCAAUUCUUCCUUUGGUAUCGCGACUACGUGAAACGCUUCAAUGAAACACCCGCGAAGGAGCAGGCAUUGGCUCCCGAGUGGACUGAGGUGCAAUCUGAGGCCGAAGCGCAGACUCAAGGCAGAUCGAAGAACAUGAACUCGGAUGCUGUAGCUAUACUCAAUGGCACAGACUUCGCGGGCGGUCCAAAGGUUACCGAGGGUGAGAAGGUCAAUCCAUUCUAUACGCCACCACGCACUCCAUCCGAGGGCAGACAAGAGGCACUUUCAUCCGACGAGUCUACCUAUGAGAGCACAGUCUCGGAAGGGAAAACGGACCAUGCCAAGAGGGCAGAGGGCGCUUUUCAGGAUGCUAAUCUGAAGUGGAAGCCAUUGUCUAUUCAGCCGUAUCGCGAGGAAAUAACCAGGAUCAUUUCCAUCUACAUUGCAGAUGGUGGUUCCCGUCAGCUCAAUCUUUCGUCGAGAGAGAGGGCGUCUCUUCUUCAUGCUCUUCAGAACACUACCCACCCAUCAGCAUUCCGUGAAGUCAUUACCACCGUUGAAUGGUCUUUGAGGUGCCAGGCACAUCCUAAUUUCAUCCGGUGGACGAUCUGUAACGGCAACCGUCCCCGUGUCAUUUUUGCUCGUGGCCUGGGCAUUGGUGGAAUUGUCGGUGGCCUUGUCGCUGCAAUUCUCAUUACUCUGAGCAGCGCGGGACGCGGCUGGCGAGUCCUCUCGUUCAUUGGCUUCAUGAUCGGCAUCUCUACUCUUAUCGCUGCCUGGAAGGGCAUGUGUGUUGUUCUCCACGGUAUGCACCACCGCCAUCUCCGACCAUGGGAGCUCUUCGCCUCGGACGAUGAGCCCGAAGGUGUCGACAUGAAAUCCGAUUCUAUCGAGAGCCUGGCGUCCGCCAACUCCAGUAACAGCUGGGAAAAUGAGCCGUGGGUGGCCAAGUACGAAAAGCGCAACCUCAUCCGUAAAGUCUUCGACCGUGAAGUGUGGGUUCAAGAGCCAGCUCUACGGCAGAUCCAGGACACCAUUUUCCUUCAGGCCAUUCUCGGCGCCUUCGUCAUCUCCGCCGUUUCGGUAGGCAUAUUCUGCGCUUUUCCAAAAGGCAAUUUCUUUUAG